UCUCUCUGCACCACUUCGCAAGCAAUUUUAAUAUUUUAUUGCAAGUUAUUAGCUUGCACGUUUUUAGGAGCAUAGCAUUCUGGUUGCUUGAGGGUCGCCUUGUCCAUGACUGUAAACCUAGUCAAAGGAACAUGGCUGAAUUUAGAAUUCAAAACUGUAUUCCGACUACUACUCAAUAUCUUUCCUUUUUCUGUUUAGAGUCUCCGACAUAGUUAUCGUACUUUCAACAAGCUUUUUCCAAGGUAUUUUAGUUGUUGAACUUGGCAUAUUUUGUGUUUUUCCCCCAUUUUGGAAUGAGAUAACCAAAAGCUUGAGGGAGGAAGAUUAUAUCAGGAACAAUUUACUUUAGAUUGCAAACCUGUUCUUUGUUGUUUGUUGCAUUGUGUAUCUAUGUUUUAUAGGAUAUUAAAGAUGAGAAAGGUCUUCGCUACAUUGAGAGCCUGCGUUGAGGUCUUGGAAGUUCUUAGCAGAGCUGCAGAUCCAGAUGAUGUGGUAAGGUCUAUUAGGGAGGAGGAAGCUGCUCGAAACAAUUGUGGAAAGCUGCACAUUCUCAAUGGCGGAAUUAUGAUGACUUCUGGAUUUAACUCCACUCUCAGGCAGGGAAAUGUCACCCACCACGGGUGUAUCCAGAUAGAGGACAAGGACGAAAUCAGAUUGCCCUAUUUGAAGGAAAAUAGCAGAUGGAAAUGGGGAACAAGUUCAUAGCUGGAAUGCUUUCAGGCUUAGGCAGUUGUUUGUUGGUAUCUGCUCUCUUCACCACUUAGCCGACAAUUUUAAUAUUUUAUUGCAAGUUAUUAGCUGCACGUUUUUAGCAGCAUAGCUGUCUGGUUGCUUAAGGGUCGCCUUGUCCAUGACUGUAAACCUAGUCAUAGGAACAUGGCUGAAUUUAGAAUUCAAAACUGUAUUCCGGCUAAUAGCUUAAACUACUAUUCAAUAACUUUCCUUGUUGUGCUA
Tarenaya hassleriana is the source of this 954-nucleotide messenger RNA. RefSeq lists its product as uncharacterized. The record is from RefSeq and is a predicted model, not a curated record. NCBI's taxonomy places the organism in Eukaryota, Viridiplantae, Streptophyta, Magnoliopsida, Brassicales, Cleomaceae. The coding region runs from base 391 to 705 and encodes 104 amino acids. The transcript has 4 exons.